Messenger RNA from Metschnikowia bicuspidata var. bicuspidata NRRL YB-4993, 177 nucleotides. RefSeq lists its product as uncharacterized. The record is from RefSeq and is a predicted model, not a curated record. The transcript has a single exon. The annotation marks the transcript as partial. NCBI's taxonomy places the organism in Eukaryota, Fungi, Ascomycota, Pichiomycetes, Serinales, Metschnikowiaceae.
GAAAACGUGUACCUUCCCCCCGCCUCCUCGAAGAAAAGCCCCGAAGUACCCAGCUAUCAUCCAUGCCUAAUAGUCCAAGACUCUCAAACUGACCUAGCAAAAGUGAAACCGUGCGGUUGUGCAGAUGCGUAUUGUGUUAAGAAUGCUCCACUGUGGAUACCUAGAGCCAAACAUUGA